AUUGUUAACGCCGCCGUCAACCGGUGAACACGGCUUUUUUGCGUGUACGCACAAACAAGAGGGAAAUUUUCAGUGAUUGUGAUCGCAAAUUUCCCGCCUCUAAUUAACUCAUUCAUUUUCUGCCAAGUGUGUUGGGAAGAUUAGCGAGAAAAGUGUAUACAAAAAUGAUCAGAUUUAUCUUCCUAAUCAGCGUAUUGCUCUUCGUGAAGUCAUCGCUUGCGGCUAAAUUUCCUGAUGACAUUCCCAAAUGCAAGCCAGCCGAUUUACAAUGCUUGCCGGAAGUCAUCACAAAGGUGAUUCGGAUGGUUCCCAAUGGACAUCGAGGACUUCACCUCAUUCCCAUUGAUCCACUGCACGUUGAUGAGAUUAAAAUCACUCAGGAGCGAGAGAGUCCUGUCAACAUCAAUCUCAUGCUCAGCAAUACGGACAUCACGGGAUUGAAGAAUCUCGUAGUGACGAAAGUGAAGGGCUUUGAUAAAGAUCCCACGAAUGUCGUUUUCGAGGCUGAGGCGACUCUGGAUCGCGUUAUGCUGCUGGGUCAGUACAAGAUUGACGGGCGUGUGCUGAUUCUGCCCAUUACGGGCAAUGGCAAGAGCAAUCUGACACUGGACAACCUCACGUUCAAGAUCAAGUUCAAGACGUCGCAAACGUACAAAAACUCCAAAGUGUACAUUCAGACGAAAGACUUCCUCUUCAAUUUCGGCACCACCCGCCUUCACAUCAACUUCGAGAAUCUCUUCAAUGGCGACCAAGCGCUCAGUGACAACAUGAACAGGUUCCUCAAUGAGAACUGGAAGGAUAUUCUGGAUGAGUUGAAACCGGCCAUAAACGAUGCAUUCUCGCAAAUCUUCAAUCACAUCAUUAACACGAUAUUCUCAAAGAUCUCCUACAGUGAUAUCUACCUGGACUAGACGAGUUCAACAAGCUAAACAUCGUCAUCUGUGAACAAGUGUAAUUGAUACUUUUCAUACAAUCUCAGCUUUCUCAAUUAAGACGAUUCAAUCUCUCAGGCAAAAUGAUAUUCAAUCACGUACGAUGUUAAAAUUUACUCAAGAAUGCAAAAUUAUUCGCAUUUGCACUUGCUGCAAUUGAGAUCUGCCACGUGGAUAAACUAGAAAAAAAACUUUGUAUCAUAUUCCGAAGUGACAUGUACAUAGGAAAGUUUAUUUAAGCGUUAGGAGAGGCAUUAUUUAAAAAAAAUUCUUUUCAAGUCUUCUACAAUUAUUAACAACAAGAUGUAAUGAUAUAAUUUAUUCAUCGAGAUUCAAAAGAACACUUGCAAGUUAUAUAAGAUAAUUGUUGUACUUUUAUAUCAUAAUACGAAAAUUACACAUCAAUAAACUUUAUAUGAAAGGAAAACAACUCCCAAUUCUGUCUCCCC
Messenger RNA from Phlebotomus argentipes, 1381 nucleotides. RefSeq names its product protein takeout-like. The transcript is spliced from 3 exons. The record is from RefSeq and is a predicted model, not a curated record. The coding region runs from base 165 to 911 and encodes 248 amino acids. Lineage: Eukaryota; Metazoa; Arthropoda; Insecta; Diptera; Psychodidae.